AUGGCUGGCUAUCAAUUGGUUGAAAAUGCUAAUUUCGGAGCCAAUAAUUGGUGUAUGAAUCUACAACCGUUAUACCAACAUGGCCUAUUAACAAGUUUAAGUAAUGGGGAAGUUCAUUUAUUAGAUUGGAAGACACAUAAGACUAUAACAACGAUAAAAACUGGAGAUGUUCCAAUUAAUAAAUUGAAAAUUAUUAAUAAUGAUUUCAAUAAUGAAUCAUUAUUUGCAACUGCAUCACUUGAUAGUGUGAAAAUUUUUGAUAUUAGAAGUAAAAAUUGUAUUGCUACAUUGCAUAAUGAUAAAAAUUCACCAUUUUUAUCCUUAGACUCUAGGGAUGAUAGAUUAGCAUGUGGUACUGAAUUAAGUGGUGUGGAUGCAGAAUUAUUCAUAUAUGAUAUUAGAAAUUUUGACAUACCUUCAAGGGCACUAGUGGACUCUCAUCAUGAUGAUAUUACUGACAUCAAAUUCCAUCCAUCGGAUAAAAAUAUACUUUUAAGUGGUUCUACAGAUGGUUAUACAAAUAUUUAUGAUCUAACUGAAGAAGAAGAAGACGAUGCAUUGCAUCAAGUUAUUAAUUAUGCGUCAAUCCAUUCCUGUGGAUGGAUUUCACCUAGGAGAAUAUAUACUUUAUCACAUAUGGAAACAUUUGCCAUUAGUGAACUAAAUGAUAAAUCAGAUGAAUUGAAAGAGCCACAACCACUGGAUUUUGGAGAUAUUAGAGAAAGUUGGAAUUGUAAUUAUGUAGUAGAUAUAUACCCUGGUUAUAUUGCUACAGGUAAAUCGCAAGAAGGUCAAGGUAGUAUGACUAUUAUACCGCUAGUCGCGGAAAAUCCACAGAUAGAAUCAUCGAUAACUAUUAACAAUGCUCACGGAGAUGAUGUAAUUAGAGAUGUGUUUAUUCCAUCUCAAGAUUCACAAAUGAUGUAUUCUUGUGGUGAAGACGGAAAUGUAAAAUGCUGGAAGGCCAAUACCAGAUCAUUGACAAUACCGGAAGGUUUCUGGGAUUAUUCAAGUAAAUUUAAUGUUUUUGAUACCGAAAGAGACAUCGCUAUGGAUAAUAAUGAUUCGAAUUCAGCCGUUGAAGACACACACAAGAAACACAAAAAGAAAUCAAAGACCAAGAAAAACAAAAAAACAGUACAUGUACCUCGUUUCACACCAUAUUAA
Messenger RNA from Maudiozyma saulgeensis, 1167 nucleotides. Lineage: Eukaryota; Fungi; Ascomycota; Saccharomycetes; Saccharomycetales; Saccharomycetaceae. The record is from the annotation of a GenBank genome assembly.